AUGACAAACGUGGAGUUCAAAGCGACCUGCCUGGGUUUUCAAAGGAGGAUGAACCAGAGGACUGAUAAGGAGGCCAAUGUUACCGAUGACACCGCCACAGACAUGCCGGCGAGUUUUGAUUGUAGGAAGGAAGGCGCUGUAACUCCGGUCAAGGAUCAAGGCCAAUGUGGCAGUUGUUGGGCUUUUUCCGCGGUGGUGGCCGUCGAAGGCCUCGACAAGAUCAAGACGGGGAAGCUAGUGUCUGUAUCGGAGCAGGAGCUCAUGGAUUGCGAUGUCGGGAAGCACGACCAAGGCUGCAGCGGCGGAGCCAUGGACACCGUUUUUUCCUUGGUCCAACACAACCGAGGCAUCGCUCCCGAGUCCAAUUAUCCUUACCGAGGACGGGAAGGAUCUUGUGACGAGACCAGGCUUGGGAAUCAUGUGGCCACGAUAAGCGGAUACAGCAAUGUGGCCACGGACGGCGAGGGAAGCCUGCAAGCCUGGUGGCCCGCCAACUGA
Molecule: messenger RNA, 498 nt
Organism: Syzygium oleosum
Lineage: Eukaryota; Viridiplantae; Streptophyta; Magnoliopsida; Myrtales; Myrtaceae
Product: vignain-like
Exons: 2
Coding region: 1-498 (165 amino acids)
Cellular component (GO): lysosome
Molecular function (GO): cysteine-type endopeptidase activity
Source: RefSeq, a predicted model, not a curated record